CUCGGCUUGUAAGGAGGGGCAGGCGCGCGCGGUCUCUCUGCGCAGGCGCGGCCUGUGGUCCACGCGCGGAGUUAUGCCAGCUCGGCACGUUUCGCGUGUCCGGGCCUUGUAUCGGCGCAUUUUGCUGCUGCACCGGGUUCUGCCCCCAGACCUCAAAGCCCUUGGUGACCAGUACAUGAAGGACGAAUUUAGGAGACAUAAGACCGUUGGUUCUGACGAGGCCGAGCGAUUCUUGCAGGAAUGGGAGGCAUAUGCAGCAGUGCUAUGGCAACAAGCUAAUGAAAACAGACACAAUUCAACUGAAAAAGCAUGUUUUGGAAUCUCCCUACCAGAAGAAAGACUUAAUGACUUUCGUGAUGAGCAAAUUGGACAGUUGCAAGAGCUGAUGCAAGAAGCCACUAAACCCAAUAGGCAGUUUAGUAUUACUGAGUCCAGGAAACCAAAAUUUUAGUCUAUACAAUAAAGUUUAACAAAGCAUUUCAAAUUCAGAGCCCCUUAUUUUAACUGUCAUUGGUUUUUAAAAUUUAUUUCUUAAGCUUUUAGGCUUUGAGAAUGCCUGGUGUUAAUGAAGUAUUCUUUUAUCUGGGGAUGAAUGCUCUUUGUAAUAUACAGAUCAGGAUCAUAAGUGGAUGAAACUUUACAUUAUUGAAGUACCAGCAUUUGCUGGAUAGGAUUUGUUUUUUGGAUUGAACAAGAAAGAAUGGCUCUAAAAUGGACAAGCUUGUGAAAUUUUGCCCAAAAUUUUUUUAUGUAUAAAUUCGUUUUAAUGCUAUUCUUGUUCAAGCAUUAGCUUCAUGGCUUUAGCUUUAUAAGUAUAUUUAUUAUGAUAAUGAUUGAUAGAUGUAGAAUUCUGAGGUUAUUAUUUAAUUUCCAUUUGCAUGGAAUAUAUCUUUUUCUAUCCCCUCACUUUCAGUCUGUAUGUGUCCCUGGAAGUUCCUUUAGCAUUUGUUGUGAAGCUUGUUUGGUGGUGCUGAAUUCUCAGCUUUUGCUCGUCUGUAAAGCUUUUGAUUUCUCCAUCAAAUCUGAAUGAGAGUUUUGCUGGGUAGAGUAUUCUUGAUUGUAGGUUUUUUCCUUUCAUCACUUUUUAGUUAUAUCAUGCCACUCCCUCUGGCCUGCAGAGUUUCUGCUGAAAAAUCAGCUGAUUGUGAUUGGAGUUUUUGCAAGAGGAGGUGAGCUCAAGUCCAGCAAGGUUAUUAUUUAAAUACAUUGUUAUCCUGAAAAUUUCAUCACUUCUGCUUUAAUAAUACAUGAUUAUUCUUUUAAAUGUCCCUUCUCCCUAAGUCAUUGUUUAUUUACAAUGAAAAGUUAAAAAGAAGCUUUAGGAUUCAGUAUUAUACAUAUUACCAUUUGUCUAUUGAUUUUACAAUGUUUAAUACAUUUCUCUGGUGUUUGUUAAUAACAGAUGACCCCUUAAAUUAAUUUGUAGUUACCCUGAGAAUCUCAUUUAUGGCCUAAUUCAUGGGGAGAUAAAAACACUUUCAUUAUUUUUUUAAGUCGAUUUAUACACUGAAAAAAAAAAUAAGCAUUUUAGAAUGUGACUGGGAUUAUGAAUUUAAAAAAAUAUUGUAUACUAAAACAACUUGCAUAUAUAAUUAUGUAUGUGUACUCUGAGAUUUUUUUUAACACCUUUAUUGGCGUAUAAUUGCUUUACAGUGGUGUGUUAGUUUCUGCUUUAUAACAAAGUGAAUCAGUUAUACAUAUACAUAUGUUCCCAUAUCUCUUCCCUCUUGCUUCUCCCUCCCUCCCACCCUCCCUAUCUCACCCCUCUAGGUGGUCACAAAGCACUGAGCUGAUCUCCCUGUGCUAUGCGGCUGCUUUCCACUAGCUAUCUAUUUUACGUUUGGUAGUGUAUAUAUGUCCAUGCAACUCUCUCACUUUGUCACAGCUUACCCUUCCCCCUCCCCAUAUCCUCAAGUCCAUUCUCUAGUAGGUCUGUGUCUUUAUUCCCAUCUUACCCCUAGGUUCUUCAUGACCUGUGCUCUGAGAUUCUUAAGUGAUCAUUUUUCAGAUGCAAUUGUGUUUAUGUCAGCUUUUAAAAAAAUUAAUUCAUAUUUGCUCUGUUUUUCUGUCUUGUGCUUUCUCUGUGUGUAUGGCUGCUGGGUCCCUCAGUCCUUUCUUCCUCUCUGAUCAGUCUAUAGACUGAUCAGUGAGUCUUUUCUCAUAAGUCAGUCAGUAAUUAGUCUUUACAUUGUAACAGGCUCCAGGAAUAAAACAAUGAAUAAGAUAAAGCUCUUGCCCUGAAGUUAGUCUUAACUGUGCAUUCAGGAACCCUGUUUCAUCAUGAACGAAUACGUUACGUCCUCAAACUCUUUAUAGUACUAUCUUUUUCAUCUUCUUGGUUAAUAGAAACCUAACACCUGUGAGGACACUACUUCCUUGUGUCUUGUGAUGUGGGAGUUGGGGAUCCUUUAGAACUCACUGUAACAGAGAACCCCCUCCUGUUGUCCCUUUCAACCCAUCACUGUGUCACCCUUACUUAAGAAUUCUUUCAUUUGUAGUAUUUUCUUUUGGUUAUACAUUUUCUUGUUCUUUGGUACCUGGCUCAUACCUCUUCAUCUCAUGUCUUGCCAUCAUUUUGGUGACAUUAGUACUAAUCUAUGUGGUUGACUUACCUAGUAGCCAGAUGGUUCUUUGAUGGUUCAUUAUUCACUUUCACUAAUCCAACCACCCAUUUUCUUGGCUACACUUAAACCUACUUUAUUCAAAACUGAAUAAAGCUCCAAUUCUGAAAUUAUGAAUUACUACAUUCCAUACUUUUGUCAUUGCAUCUUAAUGUGAUUAGUUUUUUAC
This is a messenger RNA of Physeter macrocephalus (sperm whale), 2790 nucleotides long. It is a transcript of the gene SDHAF3, whose product is annotated as succinate dehydrogenase complex assembly factor 3. NCBI's taxonomy places the organism in Eukaryota, Metazoa, Chordata, Mammalia, Artiodactyla, Physeteridae. Bases 74 to 451 code for a protein of 125 amino acids. Gene Ontology annotation, cellular component: mitochondrial intermembrane space; mitochondrion. The record is from RefSeq and is a predicted model, not a curated record. The transcript is spliced from 2 exons. Gene Ontology annotation, biological process: mitochondrial respiratory chain complex II assembly; succinate metabolic process.